Amorphotheca resinae ATCC 22711 is the source of this 2864-nucleotide messenger RNA. RefSeq lists its product as hypothetical. Gene Ontology annotation, cellular component: gamma-tubulin complex; equatorial microtubule organizing center; centrosome. The record is from RefSeq and is a predicted model, not a curated record. Gene Ontology annotation, biological process: mitotic cell cycle; microtubule nucleation; meiotic cell cycle. The transcript is spliced from 2 exons. Lineage: Eukaryota; Fungi; Ascomycota; Leotiomycetes; Helotiales; Amorphothecaceae. Gene Ontology annotation, molecular function: microtubule minus-end binding; gamma-tubulin binding. The annotation marks the transcript as partial.
GUAUGGACGACGACGAGGAUAAAGACCCAGGGGAGGUUUUUGCGAUUCCUGACUUAUAUCGCCCCUCUAGAUGGCUCAGCGAUGUUCAGCAACCCUCUAGUUUCCUGUUCUCAGGAUUGAGACUUGAUGAUAUUGAUGCGAGGUUGCCAGAUAUUGUUCAGCAGCCCAAGAAGGACGAUUUCUUUAGUAUUCCAGACCUAUUGAUUGGACCCUCCGAAACCCUUCCUCCGCCUAGCCCUUCGACCGCGCUGAAAGAUGCUUCUGAAUUGCCGGAGGAGACACAUGAGGUUGAAGAUGAUGUUUGGUUACUCCCAGAAGGGCUAUUAGAGUCUGCAAAGUACCAAAGCUGGGAUAGCUUUGAUGACCAGAAGAAUCGAGAUGCGUACAAUACCUAUAUAACCGAGACUGGGUCAUCUGUGUUCGAUGCUGCCAUUGCGACAGAUCGGGAUUAUCUGCGUGUCGGUAACGCUGGCUAUGCGGUUGUUGAUGCGAAAACGUAUGCAUCAUCAUUACUAGCUCUGGGGCUUGGUAGGAACUCAGUUCUCUUUGCCUGGGAUGAGGAAAAGCAAUCCUUUGAAUCGGUUUUACCUAGAAUGAGGAUUUCUGGCUACACUGCGGAAUCCCUAGAUGGACUGUCCUCAAUUUUCAUGGAUUGCGGGAAUAUCACAAAGUUCCUUCAAACCUUUGUCGACAAGGCGUACGUCAAGAGGAACUCACCAGGCCAGAUCGCUUUAGCCGAUGCCGUGUCUAGCCUACUCACGACCAUUCAGACACGACUGAGGGAGACUGCAUCUCAAAACAAGAGCAUUUUACAGCUCCAAGUUCUAUUCGGACCGGCUCAUUCAAUUCUCACAUGCUUCCAACGCAUUGUGAAGAAUGUCUCUGCCAGCCGAAACGACGAGUCUAUGAUGUCAACAGUGUUUGAGGAAAUUCAGCUAUUGGAGUAUAGAACUGAUUUUUUGAGAGAGAUUCUCAUCGAAGUCUUGUCUCGGGUGUCCCAUCCAUGGCUUGAAUUCGCAUGCGAGUGGCUAGGCCUGCGAAAAGAAGCAGGUUUGCCACUUACAAAGGAAGGUGACGGGAAAAGCUUUGUGAGCGUGGCGAACAGAGAAUGGAUUGAUGAACAGGGAAUCGAAUUGCAAGAGCGGGACUAUGUGUUGGACUAUGAUAAAGUGCCCUCUUUCAUUGCACCAGAGGAUGCUCGUGCCAUGUUCGAAGUUGGGAGAAGUUUACGAUUUCUAAGGGACCAUCAUCCAGACCAUCCGCUUGCCAGGGCCGAUGUUAUAGCAUCCGCUAGUCCCCCCUCUCUUGAGUGGAAAUUUUCAUGGCAAGACAUCGCUGCCGUUGAAGCUAAGGCUCUGAAAUAUGAGAAGGAUUUGACCACAGCCAUCCUGCAAUACUCGAAAGGUGCCCCAACUACCGGUAUCCUCGAGACUAAUCAUGAAUUCGAUGGUGUAGAAUUCGAGUUGGAAUUCUUCGGCAAGCCAGAGGAGGAUAUCCAAGCUCAUGUCUUGGCUUCCAUUAAUGCAUUUGAUCUUCCCUUGGAGAACACUACUCCAGAUCGGCUUUCUGGUAUACUUGAUACUUAUUUGAUCUCAAACGGCAAGGCUUCUUCCAAAGACACUUCCGUAUUGUUGCCCCCUAUCUCAUUGACGCCCUCACUUGCAUUCAACCCGAUUAUCGCAGCACAGGCUCGAGUUAUUAAUGGUACUUGUAUGCGGAUGUUCUUCAUCUCUCACAAACUCAGGGAGCAUUUGGCUCUUCAACGGAGCUUUCACCUUCUUGGAAAUGGCGUCUUUUCAAGCAGGCUAUCUCACGCGCUUUUUGAUCCGGAGCUAGAGAGCGCAGAACGCCAUCAAGGGGUUGCUCGUUCAGGUGGUACAAUGGGCCUUCGUCUUGGUGGUCGCGAUACAUGGCCUCCAGCAAGCUCUGAGCUUCGACUUGCCCUCAUGGGUGUUCUCACCGAGAGUUAUGUUUCAGACGGCCCCUUGGAUCAGUCUCGCGCUACCGGAUAUCUUGAGAAUUCUCUCCCGGGUGAUCUCAGCUUCGCCGUCCGAGAUAUGUCAGAAGAAGAAAUCGAGAAGUGCAUGAAUGCGGAUUCAAUUGAAGCUUUAGACUUCUUGCGUCUCUCGUACAAACCCCCCCAACCUCUCGAAGCCGUCAUCACCCCCAUAAUACUCUUCAAAUAUGAUCAGCUUUUCAAGCUUCUCCUACGGGUCCUUCGCAUGCUCUAUGUCGUAUCAGCACUCUUCCGUGAUGCUACUGAUCGGACAUCGUCCUGGCAGGGCAUUAAUCAUGUAGCACAGCGUUUCCGCAUUGAAGCCCAUCAUUUCAUCUCCAACGUGUCUGGAUAUUUCUUCGAUACUGGUAUUGAGGCCACUUGGCGUGUCUUUGAGCGUAAGCUGGAUCAGGUCGAGUCGCGUAUCAAGGAUGGCAACAUCACCCUUGGUCAAAAUGAGGGGCUUGACAAGCUCAGAGACUAUCACGAAAGAGUUUUGGACCGCAUUAUGUUCGCGCUUUUACUACGGAAGCGUCAAAAGCCCGUAAUGCAGCUACUCGAAGAGAUUUUCACACUCGUCCUCCAGUUCUCGAAGCACUCUAGACAGAGAGCUUUGGGCCAAGUUGGCGCGGAUGAUGAGGUUAGAGAAAUGUAUUUGAAAUUUAGGAAGAAGGUUGGAGUGUUUAUCACUGUUUGCAGGGGACUAAGUGAGAAGAAGGGAUAUGGCGAAAAGAGGUCGAUGGAUAAGAAGAUAUUAGGUCAAGGUGGACUUUUUGAUGGGGAUGAUUUGGCGGAGGAGAAUACCAUUGCGCAUCUUGUGACAAGGUUGGAGAUGUCGAAUUACUAUUCGAGAACUGUUGAUGUGUAA